AGAGCUCGAGGUCCUUACUGAUUGGAUGUAGCUAUGUUCCUGGCAGGUUAAAUCUGGUAAUAUAUACGUGACCAUCAUGAGAUGUGAGAUUAAUUGCGUUUGCCUAUCUAAACAACUGGCCCAGUUAAGGUCUGGAUAUUGUAGGUUAAACUCGGCCUUCUUAUUUCUUCGGCGGCCUAAUUUCACUUGUAUGCCAUAAUGGCUUGUAUGCAGCUCUCAAGAAGAGCAAAAACUCAAUAUAAAAUGACGAACAAGAAAUGGCUAAGAAAUUUUCUUGAGUCAAAUUUCCUUAACCCAUUAAAGCCUGCUCAUAGAUCCCGUCGUGUGAUUUUAUUAAAAUUUUAUUAGAGUGCUUAUAUAAGUCAUAGAAGUUGUCUUGCUAAAUUUCAGGCAUAUAACUUUUACCAUAAUCGUGAUUUUCAGGGGGUAUUUAAAUACCCAUCCGUCAGAUCUGAGUUCUGACCAUAUAUAAAAUGCGUAGUAUGGCAGCACACUUUUGCCAAUGCAAACAUCUGAUAUAGGUUGUGUAAUGAAAGUAUUAUCAAAACAGCAUUGAAAAAUAACUUUUGUGCAUAUAAGUGAAUACCAAAAUUUUGUGUUGAUCAGUAAAAAUGAUAAGAAAAAAGUUUUUAACCGCUUUGGAACUACAGGCAGAAGUAGAUAGUUGGAGUGACGAAGAUGAAUCCGGUGGAUAUGCAGAUGAAAUAAAUAUCAUUAUUGCGCCACCUGAAAAAGUGGAUGCUGUCAGUGAUACGGAAGAACUAGAUGACAAUAUUCAAAUUACCACAGAUGUCGAAAGGUUUCCUCAAGAAGUAGCCGGCAGUUUUGAAGUGGAAUAUAUAUAUAACGACGGCAAUAAAAACUUGGUGAAAAUCGCAGACGACGGUCUCAAUUUGCAGCCAUCCACAUCGAAAGCGGCACAAGAAACUCGCAAAGUGAUUGAAUCACAAAACCCAAAGUGGAGCCACCGGCAAAACUACGAGUUUGGCAAGGAACCUUUUGAUAAUACUGCAAGCUCACAUAAGGAGCUAUAUGAGAAGAUUGGAUCAAUGUCUCCACUUCAGUUGUGGAAUUGCUUCAUAGAUGAUGAGGUACUUAUGCUUGUUGUAGAUAGCACAAAUGAGUAUGCUGCACAAAAUAAUGAUCCUGAAUUUGUCACAACAAUGGACGAAGUAAAGAGUUUCCUUGGCAUUUUGUACAUUACUGGCUAUCAUACCUUGCCUAACAUACCAGCAUAUUGGUCUAAUAGGGAAUCUCUAGGUUGUGAAUAUAUAAAGAGAUCUAUGAGCCGAGACAGAUUUAAACAAAUCAAGAAAUAUAUACACGUUUGUGAUAACCAAAACCUUCGGCCGAGUGACAAAUUUGCUAAAGUAUCGCCGCUGAAUGAUACUUUGAAUAAAAAGUUCAUGCAGUUCGGCGUAUUCUCCCACAAUUUAAGCAUAGAUGAGCAGAUGAUCGCUUAUUAUGGACGUCAUUCGUGUAAAAUGUUUAUAAAAAGCAAGCCAAUCCGAUUUGGGUACAAAUACUGGUGUUUGACAUCGGACGAUGGCUACUGUUACCAGUUCAUACCGUAUGCAGGUGCAGCUACAAAAUUCAGUAAUGAUUAUAGCCUUGGAGAAAACGUUGUUCUCCAAUUAUUGUCCCAUCUCGAACGUCCCGAGAACCACAAUGUGACGUUUGAUAACUUUUUUACGAGUUAUAAGCUGAUGCGUCGCUUGAGCUGUAAUGGGUACUUCGCAACGGGCACUGUGCGUGAUAAUCGAACUAAUUAUGCUCCUUUGGUGUGCAUUAAUGAUAUGAAGAAAAGAUCGAGAGGAAGCUCUGAUUUCGUAUUUGAUAGCAAUAACAAAGUACUAGUUACACGCUGGAAUGACAAUUCGGUUGUAACUAUUAUGUCAAACUUUCUUAAACAUGAGCCACUACGCCAUGUUAAGAGAUAUGAUCGCAAAGGCAAGAAAAUGAUUACUGUUCCCCAGCCGUUGCUCAUUCACGAGUACAAUCAUCGCAUGGGUGGCGUAGACUUGUUCGACAAUGCUAUGAACAAUUAUCGCAUUAAAAUUCGUGGAAAGAAGUGGUAUUGGCCAUUGCUAACGAAUGCUUUUGAUGCAGCUAUGGUUAAUGCCUGGAAACUGAAAGUGUUUUGUGCAAAAUAUGAAAAGUCCAAGCCGAUGAAUCAAUUCGAUUUCCGUGUGGAAGUUGCGGAAGCUUUGGUAACUGAUGUACGUACUUGUAAACGACGAAUAACCAACCGAGAUGGAGGCCAACGGACAGACGGUUUGAAUCACAUUGUAGAAACAUUGGAUCGGCGCGCCCGCUGUCGUCAAUGCGGCAUAAAAACUCAAUUUGGAUGUAAAAAGUGUAACGCAUUGCUUCAUCCAAAAAAAUGUUUUUCUGACUAUCACAAUGCAGUCGAACCCGAUGCAAAAAAAUAA
Molecule: messenger RNA, 2432 nt
Organism: Rhagoletis zephyria (snowberry fruit fly)
Lineage: Eukaryota; Metazoa; Arthropoda; Insecta; Diptera; Tephritidae
Product: piggyBac transposable element-derived protein 3-like
Molecular function (GO): sequence-specific DNA binding
Source: RefSeq, a predicted model, not a curated record